This is a messenger RNA of Fusarium sp. VM40, 1947 nucleotides long. The record is from the annotation of a GenBank genome assembly. NCBI's taxonomy places the organism in Eukaryota, Fungi, Ascomycota, Sordariomycetes, Hypocreales, Nectriaceae.
AUGAUAUCUAUCGGCUUUUUGGAGGUCAAUGCAUCAACAACAGGAGCCCCCAGCCGUGGCAUGUCUACGCUGUCGCAGACAAAAGGUCCGAUCUCCGGUAUCCCCUUUGGCAUUGCCGUUGCAACUGCCGACCUCAAGUACAGUAUUACUAACGAUCCCUACAGCUCAGAUGCACGCGUGAGCGGCCGGAAUGUCGUCGCUGCCAACGACUCCAGUCCCCAUGCUGCUACCCAUCGCCACCAGACCGGAAACGUCUCGCCCUUCAGCGGGCCCAACAAAGAAGCUCACAUCUCGAUGCUAACGGACUGGCCAGGACCCUAUGACCGACCGGAGGAACCGGCUCUUCCGACCAUCACGGGGUCCCUUGCCAGCCAAACAGCUCCAGUCCAAGAAAGCCUUGCAGCUGCCCAAGUGCCAAUGGAAGUAGCUCUCUUCCUGUUCGAGAUCUACUUUGAACGACACUAUCAAGCCCAUCUGCUCUUCCGAAAAGAUGAUCUUAUCGAGAGUUACAAGGCAGGGAAUUCUUGUCGUUAUGUUAUUCUUGCCACGUUUGCCUUCGCGUCCUUGUUUCUCCAUUCUGUUCCGGGAGGCAUCUUCCAGGGCGAGAUUGGCAUCGCCGAGGUUUCUCUAGCCGAUUGGCAGGUCAUCGGCCAAAGAUGGGGAGAAGAGGCAAGCCAGCAAGCUCUGAUGAGAGCCGAUGAGCCAUGCCUAGAACUUGUACAGGCAUGUCAGGUUUUGGCACUCUUCUGUUCGGAGAAUUCACGGUUCUACGUCGAUUGCUGGGCGAGUGUCGAGGGCCGACAACUCCCCGCCGACAACGAUGACACAGUACAGGGACCUCCGUAUUACUUGGAUAAGACUGGAACUCUUAUGUCAAGUGGAGAAGGCGCCGAACUAAGCUUCAACUCUGUCUCGAUCGUGGUCCAAGAGCUAUGGUGGGAAGUUCAGCAAUUUGUAGGCUUGAUUCACGGGCAUCAGGGCAGUCAGUCAGAAUGGGCCUCAAAAUACUGCUCCCUAGACCAAAGACUGCAGGAUCUCCCCAGCCACCUAGCCAGCUACAAGCAGAAUGUUUUGACUUGUGACCCAAUUAUGGCGCCAACCCACGACUUUGCCCGUGUUCUUUCCCUGAGGAGUAUCUAUGAGCUAUGCCUUGUCUAUCUAUACUCUUCUGUUGUUCCUGCUUUGUCUUGCCGCAGAGAGACACCUCGCUUCUCGCAGCUAAUGCUACAGCAAGCGGCCGAACAGGCUUAUGAGCAUUCUCUGACAAUAACAAGCAUGGCCAAGCAAUAUUUGUCGUCGAGGGAAUCUGCUUCGAAACUAUGGCCUAUUGUUGGGUACAGUGCUUAUGUGUGCGCUGCCGUCCAACUGCGUCGAUGCCUUGCUAUUGGCACACUUGACGAAGCGUGGUAUGAGCGCAAUAAAACAAAUCUGCAAAUCACGGGUGAGCUCGGGAAAUACUGGAUGACUUUACAACCACUUCACGACGACAUGGAACGGCAGUUCUUCCAUGCUCGCAGACUUAUUAACUCUCGUUCAGUAGCUCUGUCACAGUGUGAUACAGAAUUUGCGUCAGAUGGGGCUCCCUUGACUGAUGAUAGGCCUGCGGAACUUUCAACCCAUAUCCGUAUCUAUGCCGCAAGCAAUGAUAGCAUACCAGGCUCAGGUGCACAGGAAGGGCAAUCCACCGCGGAUGGUGUAAUAGUGACACCACCAGUCUCAGACGCUCAGAAUGCUUCUAUUCCCUCAUCAGGGUUCUCGGGCCCUAUAGCUUUCACAACUACGGAUCAGCCAUCAGUGAGUUCUGGGGACGAAAUCCCUGUGGGGAGUAGUCUAGAUUUGAGAGUUGAGCCUAUAUGGUGGAACCAAAGUCCUGAUAUUCUAGGUGACAUGUUUAGUUAUGACUUCUUUCUCCCAAACAGUAUUAGCUCUUCUCAGAAUAUAUACUAG